Molecule: messenger RNA, 1263 nt
Organism: Calypte anna (Anna's hummingbird)
Lineage: Eukaryota; Metazoa; Chordata; Aves; Apodiformes; Trochilidae
Product: G-protein coupled receptor 183
Exons: 2
Coding region: 67-1263 (398 amino acids)
Biological process (GO): G protein-coupled receptor signaling pathway
Cellular component (GO): membrane
Molecular function (GO): oxysterol binding; G protein-coupled receptor activity
Source: RefSeq, a predicted model, not a curated record
GACUCACGUAAUCACUCUUGAAAACAAUGUGCAAGGCUGAACUUUCACAGUCAAGCCACCCUGCUAAUGCCCUCAACUGCUCAGAGGAUCCACAAAGCUACAGACAUGUCUACUGAGCUUCCUGCAACAGCAGUGGUUACAGAGAUGGACACUUCCACAGCUUCACAGACAAACAGCUCCACCUGUGACUUGUAUGAGCACAAAGACACAGCACGGAUCCUCCUGUCUGUCUUCUACAGCUCCAUCUUAAUUCUCGGGGUGCUUGGAAAUGCCAUUGCCCUCACUGUCAUUUUCAAACACAGAAAGAAGAUCAACUCCACCACCCUCUACUCAACAAAUCUUGUCUUCUCUGAUCUCCUGUUCUGCAUUGCCCUGCCAACAAGGAUAGCCUACUAUGCCCUGGGGUUUGACUGGCCCUUUGGAGAAGCAUUAUGUCGAAUAACUGCCCUCUUGUUCUAUAUCAACACCUAUGCAGGGGUGAACUUCAUGACAUGUCUGAGCAUUGACAGGUUUUUCGCUGUUGUCCACCCUUUCCGGUACAAGAUCAGAAGAAUUAAAUACGCCAAGGGCAUUUGUGUCUUUAUCUGGUUUCUUGUAUUUAGUCAGACUUUCCCAUUACUUAUACAACCCAUGUCACAGGAAGAAAAAGAGAGGACUACGUGUAUGGAGUAUCCAAACUUUGAAAAAAUAGCACAUCUACCACUUAUACUUCUUGCUGCCUGUUUCAUCGGGUACCUUAUUCCCUUGGGGAUUAUACUAUACUGUUACUCUCAAAUUAGCUGUAAACUUUUUCAAACAGCCAAGGAAAAUCCACUGACUGAAAAAUCAGGGAUAAACAAAAAAGCCAUCAAUACAAUAGUUUUUGUCAUCAUAGUGUUCAUCAUCUGCUUUACCCCUUACCACGUUGCAAUCAUACAACACAUGAUUAAGAAGCUUCAGAGCGAGCCCUCGUGCACUGAAACAAAAAUCUUCCAGAAGUCGCUCCAUUAUACCGUAUUUCUGAUGAAUUUUAACUGCUGCCUAGAUCCUUUCAUCUAUUUCUUUGCAUGCAAAGGAUACAAGAGAACUGUAAUGAAAAUACUGAGACGACAAGUGAGCGUAUCUAUUUCGAGUGCUGUCAGGUCACAUCACGAAGAAAGCUCCCGUGAUGUGGGGGAAACACAAAUGACAGUACUUGCAAAACAUUCCAAUGGAAAGCUACCUGAAAAAUUGUCUGUAGUACACGGCAGUGAACUGAGCUUAAAAAUCCAGGGUCCACAGUAA